GGAGUAUUAACCUUGCAUUUCCCUUACACGUUUGGGAGGCAGCCCUAUUGUCACGGCAUUAACUUAGCUUUUCACGUUCAUUAAGGAUCAAUAACGGGCCUAAUUUGCAUAAAAGUGGGAAAGUCUGAUCGGAGGAGCGCGCAGUGAAGGCAUCUCGCUGCGGGAUGGUCCUGUGCCUCUCCAACAGCGGAUAACACUCAUCAGGACGCACGCCGGCCGGGUAAAAGACUGUUCAUCUAAGUCCAAUCAUGCAGUCUCGUCGGCAGAACAGUUCCCCAGACAUCAGGGUGGUCAGGAGUCCCACUAGUCAGGACGGCAUGUUUGGAGUCCGAGUUCAAGUCCAAGGCAUCAAAGGCCAGCCAUUUGUGAUUCUCAACAGUUCAGACCAGGAGAGCCCUCGAGACGUUUCUGUCAUCACUCACCAGGCAGGAUACAACCCGGGGGUAACAACAAGGAAGGCCGGGGAGGACAGACACUCUCCAGCUGCAACAAAUCGAAACACAGGAUCCCCUACUUUUAAUUUUCAUAAGCAUCCUGAGAUUUUGAGACCUUACAACCCUGACAGCAAUGAUAAUAGUAUACUUCUGCCUUCACAAGUAGCAAAGCGACUCAAUGGUAAUGCACCAAAACCAAGGAUCCCACUACCAGCUGAAAGUAUAGAAAUACAUGAAGCACCCCCUGCAAUAGGGCAAAAACCUCCUAAAUCUCCAAACAUCGUAGACACAGACCCAUUCAUGUCUGUGGGCAAACUCAUAAGUCAGUUUAACAACAGUCAGCAGCAGAGGGGAAGGCGAGGGCCAAGAUCAAGACUGGAUCUAGAACAGUGCAGGAGGUCUCGAAGUGUGGACAGCGGGCGGGCCUCUGACUCUUCAUCAUCUUCUUCCUCCAGUCGGGCAUCGUCCCUCAGAGGGGUGAGAGGGGAGACUCCAGCUGUUGUGUACCCUCCUGGUUCGGCCCGGGCCAGACUGCUCAGUGGAGAGGGGACUGUAGUUAAAAAGAGGGAAGAUGUUAAACCAAGUAGACUGACGGAAAGCCAUGGAGCAGAAAUAAUAUCCCCGCAGGCAGUGAGAUUGGUUCAGCGUUCAGUGUCCUCCAGGUCCAACAAUGAUCCAACAGAUGGGAGCGAAGAAAGGGAUGCUCAGGUCACUCCUGAUCUUCUGAAAGGGCAGCAAGAAGUCACAGUGGAUCCGACUGAAGACGCUGCAAAACAAGUGCUGUUCGCCUAUCUACAGGAAGGGACAACUGACAAUGACGCCACGACUGAGAUGAAAGUGAAGCUUCUGCUGGAGCGGAUAAACAGAUUAAAAUGGAGGACAGCGGAGAAUGUGGAGGAGGAGGAGAAAAAUUUUGAAACAGAGGUGAAAGUGUUGCAGAGCAGACAGACCUCACUGGAAGAUGAAGUUUUUGACCUCAAGAUCAGACUACAGGUGGAGCUGGAGAAUGAAAAGACUUUGGCAAAAGCAGUUGAAAAGUCAAGGACAGAUAAGAAGAAACUGCAGGAUGAGUUGGCCCAAAGUCAAAAUGAACUGUCCCGACUCAGGACCCGACUGAGUGAGAUGGAGGCCCAACUUCAGACAACCAAACAUGAGCUGAACCUAAUGAAGUCGGAGAGGGAGCGAUCCAAAACAGAGAUGAAAGACCUUGAGCAGCAGCUGUCCGAAAUGCACGAUGAGUUGGAUGAAGCCAAAAGGGCGGAGAUCAUAAAUGCUCAGAAAGAAGUCCUCCUUAAGGACAUGGCGCAGCUCCGUGCAGACUUCCAAGAGGUGCUUCAUGCCAAAGAGGAGCAGGAGGGGGUGCUGUAUCACAGAGAGAGGGAGCUCACUGCCCUCAAGGGGGCGCUGCAAGACGAAGUGGAGACACAUGAUAAAUACAUGACCGCUCUGAAGGAAGAAUACGAACAGGAGAUAGAAAAACUCCUUAAGGAUUUAGAGUUUGCCAAAGAGAGCAAUACACUUCUGGGCCAUGAGAAAGCACAAAUCCAAGAGGAGAGGGGUACCACUAAAGCCCAGCUGAAGGAGGUCACUCAGGAGAAAGAUCAUCUAAGGGCCAAAGUCCAGGACCUGAACAACAAGGUGGAUCAGCUGAACCAGACCAUCCAAGACUUCAAAACCAGGGAGAGGCUUCUGGAGCAGAGGAUCAAACAGCUGGAGAGAGAGAAAGUGCAGCUCGAGGAAACACUCAAAGACGUGAGGAGGAACGAGGAGGAAAUGUGCCAGUCCAACCAGUGUCUGCUCGGGAGACUGGAGGAGGUGCAGGGUAAGCUGACCAAACUGAACCACGAGCAUAGAGAGCUGAAGGAGAAGUUGAAGGAGGAGAGGAGGCAGAUAGAGGAGCUGUGGAGGAUUAAAGCUGAGCUGGAGGAUGAGAGGAGGAUACAGGACCGGACCAUCGAGCAGCUCCAGAGGAAGAUGAAUAGUAUUAUGGAGGAGUGUGAGGCGUCCACCGAUGUGCUGCAGAGCCAAGUGGACGAAGCCAAAGAGAAGAGCCAGCGGGAGUUGACGGAGCUCCGGAGGCAGCUGCAGGAAAAGGGGGCAGAACUGGAGAAGUCCCGACAGGCCGCCAAAAAACUCCAGGAAGAGCUGCUUCCUGUGGAAGAGGAGCUGCGGAGGUGUCGCCGGGAGCAACAGGAGGCGCAGGUCAUAGGUCAGCGGCUGGAGCAGAGAGUAGCCGAGCUUGAGCAGAAGACCGUAAUCACAGCAGAGGACAGGGAUCGACAGGUCAAACUCAUGGAGACCCGCAUUAGUCAGCUUCAGGAGGAUCUUAAUGACGAGCGGAGCAGUGCUGACCGUCUGAUGGAGAGGCUGGACAAAAUCAAAGAGCAGAUGGAUCAGAUGAGAACAGAGCUGCUGCAGGAGAGGACUUUGAGACAGGACCUGGAGUGUGACAAGAUGAGCCUUGAGAGACAGAAUAAAGAUCUGAAAUGCAGAGUGAACCAUCUGGAGGGAUCACAGCGGACCAACCAGGACUCUCUUGUGUCCAAACUCAACUCUCGCAUCCAGGAGCUGGAGGAGCGGCUCCAAGCAGAAGAAAGUGAGAAUAACAGUUUGCAACAAGCGAACCGUAGAAUGGAGCGAAAGGUGAAGGAAAUGAAGAUGCACGCAGAAGAGGAAAACAUUAACCUGCAGACUGAGAAAGACCAGCUGACUCAGAGGCUGAAAACGGCCAAGAGGCAGAUGGACGAGGCGGAGGAGGAGAUCGAGCGUUUGGAACACGCCAAGAAGAAACUGCAGAGAGAGUUGGAUGAGCAGACAGAGGCCAACGAGCAGCUCCUGGAUCAGAUGAAUGUUCUCAGGAAUGAGCUGAGGCGUAAGAAGAAGCCCUCUGCUCUUAUAAAGGACAGCUUGGACGAUGCAAAUGAUCUGGUCUCAGACUGAGCCACACAGAAAACACAUCAAGUUAAAUGAAGAAAUCAAGAACUUAAUGAUAUUUUACAUGUUUAAAUAUCUCCAAAUAACAUUAUUAAAAACUCAGGUGUGCUGUUGUCAAGCAUUGAGAGGAUUGCUGACACUGUCCUCUUGUGGUAACUUUGAUAACUACUAUUAUGUGACCAACAUGUGAACUUUAAAAGACUGUGUUUAGCAUAAUGCUUUUUGUGUGAUAACUUAUUGUACAUUUGUGUGAAUUUAUGCAAACUGUGAAAAUCGAAAAACUAAUAAAACCAAGUCUUAAUUUG
This is a messenger RNA of Periophthalmus magnuspinnatus, 3673 nucleotides long. Its product is annotated as cingulin-like protein 1. The coding region runs from base 249 to 3374 and encodes 1041 amino acids. Lineage: Eukaryota; Metazoa; Chordata; Actinopteri; Gobiiformes; Gobiidae. Gene Ontology annotation, cellular component: myosin complex. The transcript is spliced from 19 exons. The record is from RefSeq and is a predicted model, not a curated record.